AUGCAAGGUGCUAAUAGGCAAAGAGGUCACGGAGCAGUUGAGAUGCCACUUCCAGAUACUGGCGAGCAAAUCUACAUUUCUUCGCUUGCUCUAUUGAAGAUGCUUAAGCACGCAAGAUCAGGUAUUCCAUUUGAAGUCAUGGGAUUGAUGGUUGGAGAGAUUCACGAUGACUACACUAUCACUGUUGUUGAUGUAUUCUCGAUGCCUUAGAAGGGAACAACUAUUAGUGUCGAGUCAGUUGAUCCAGUUUUCUAACAACAGUUCAUGGAUAUGAUGAAGCAGGUUGGACGUGAUCAGAUGUGCGUAGGAUGGUAUCACUCCCAUCCAGGUUUCGGCCCAUGGCUCUCAGGAACUGAUGUUGAGACUCAAAAGUCUCAAGAAAUGCUUAACCCCAGAGCUGUUGCCGUAGUCGUUGAUCCAGUUUAAUCAGUAAAGGGCAAGGUAGUUAUUGAUGCAUUCAGAAGCAUCGACCCAUAAGUGAUCAUGCAAGGAAUUGAACCAAGAUAAACCACCUCAAAUAUUGGGCAUAUUACCAAACCAGCUCUAGUUGCCAUUGCUCAUGGUCUUGGCAAAUACUAUUACAACAUUGCUCUUAACUAUCGUAAGAAUGAGUUUGAACAAAAGAUGCUUCUUAACCUCAACAAAGUAAACUGGUCACAAUCACUGAAGAAUCUUGACUACAAAGAGCACCAGACAACCAUAAAUGACACUCUCAAGAAUAUGGCCAAGUUGACUGAGGAUUAUAACAAGUGGAUUCAAGAGGAAAACAAAAAGACUCAUGAUGAAUUCGUAGUUAGCAGUGUAGGUAAGAUGAACCCAAAGAACCAUCUAACCCAUUAAAUUGAUGACACUCUUCACGAAAACGUCAUGGAAUGCCUUGGUACCAUGCUUAACACUGUAGUAUUUUGA
This is a messenger RNA of Stylonychia lemnae, 909 nucleotides long. The record is from the annotation of a GenBank genome assembly. NCBI's taxonomy places the organism in Eukaryota, Ciliophora, Spirotrichea, Sporadotrichida, Oxytrichidae.